Haliotis rubra (blacklip abalone) is the source of this 1629-nucleotide messenger RNA. Its product is annotated as N-acetylglucosamine-6-sulfatase-like. NCBI's taxonomy places the organism in Eukaryota, Metazoa, Mollusca, Gastropoda, Lepetellida, Haliotidae. Gene Ontology annotation, biological process: glycosaminoglycan metabolic process. Gene Ontology annotation, molecular function: N-acetylglucosamine-6-sulfatase activity; glycosaminoglycan binding. The coding region runs from base 52 to 1575 and encodes 507 amino acids. The transcript is spliced from 12 exons. The record is from RefSeq and is a predicted model, not a curated record.
CAGUUGUUAUGAAAAGGUCAUCCUGCAUACGUAGACCCACGAUUCACAUACAUGUCUGCCCUGGGGAUCCUCCGAGCCCUUGCUGUACUGGGCGUGUUCACGUCCCUACACGCUUCUCAGCGCCCAAACAUCGUGUUCAUUCUAACCGAUGACCAGGAUGUUGAACUCAAUGGACAGGAUCCUAUCCUCAAAACACGGGAACUGAUCGGUGCCAGUGGUAUGACAUUCACAAACAUGUACGUGUCGAGUCCGCUGUGUUGUCCCAGUCGCUCCAGCAUCCUGACCGGCAAGUACGUCCACAACCACCACGGCAUCAACAACUCCGUCACCGGCGGCUGCAGCAGCCCUGAAUGGCAGCUGGAGAAUGAGGGGUCGGCGUUCCCGGUGUAUCUAAAGAAGCAGGGUUACAACACCUUCUUUGCAGGCAAAUACCUUAAUCAGUACGGCUUCCCGCAGACUGGCGGGGUGGAGCACAUACCCCCGGGCUGGGACUGGUGGAUAGGCCUGGUUGGCAAUUCCGUCUACUACAACUACACCCUCUCCAUCAACGGCACCGCCGAGGACCACGGCGAUGACUACGGGAGAGACUACUUGACAGAUGUCAUUCAUAGAAGAGGCCAGGAGUUUCUGGGCAUACAAUCACAAGACAGACCCACCCCCUUCUUCAUGAUGCUCUCCACCCCAGCCUGCCACGACCCCUUCACCCCUGCCCCACAGUACAACAGCACCUUCAGUGACGCCAGGGCACCGAGAGGCGGCUCAUUCAACCUUCACGCGAAGGACAAACACUGGUUGAUUCGACAAGCUAUCACCCCGAUGCCAAAUGACACGAUUGAGUACAUCGACACAACAUUCAGAAACAGAUGGCGCACUCUGCAGUCAGUGGACGAUAUGGUGGAGGACGUGGUGAAGACGUUGGACGCCAAGGGGAUGCUGGACAACACCUACAUCUUCUACUCCUCCGACAACGGCUUCCAUCUAGGACAGUUCUCUAUGCCGUACGACAAACGCCAGGCUUACGAGUUCGACGUCAAAGUCCCACUGAUGGUCCGAGGACCUGGAAUCGCCAAGGACGUCAUAAUUUCCGAUUCAGUUCUAAACAUCGACCUAGGCCCAACAUUUAUCGAGCUGGCCGGUGCCACGCCCCCGAAUUCUACAGAUGGUAUGUCCCUGCUGCCAAUCCUCCACGGCACCAAGGACCCCAGCGUCCCAUUUCGAGUCCAGUUCCUGACAGAGCAUUCCGGGGUGGGGGCGGACUCUGUACCCGGGUGUCCUCAGUACCAAGGCCAGGGACUGAUGGUCUGUAAGAUGCACUGCGUCUGUCAGGACUCCCGUAACAACACCCACGCCUGCCUCCGGUACAAGAGCAACAGCGUCGACUACAAGUACUGCGAGUUUGAGGACGAUGAUAAUUUCCGGGAGCUCUACGAACUGAAGCAAGACCCGUAUGAGCUGACGAACGUAGUGGACCAAAUAAACCCCGAGAUCCUAGCUGUCCUGAAAACUAACCUGUACGACAUGAAGAUAUGUACUGGAGACGCAUGUCAUGGUUCAAAUUCACACCAGAUUAUAUGACUCAGAGUCAUUAGCCCAUAAGUUGAGUUUGAGAUACCAUUAAGUUUCUUUUGA